Culex pipiens pallens (northern house mosquito) is the source of this 2982-nucleotide messenger RNA. RefSeq lists its product as uncharacterized. The transcript is spliced from 11 exons. Gene Ontology annotation, molecular function: serine-type endopeptidase activity. Gene Ontology annotation, biological process: proteolysis. Bases 418 to 2913 code for a protein of 831 amino acids. NCBI's taxonomy places the organism in Eukaryota, Metazoa, Arthropoda, Insecta, Diptera, Culicidae. The record is from RefSeq and is a predicted model, not a curated record.
GUUUGGAGAAAACAUUCACAUCGCAGGACGGACGCGUACCGAAAGAGUUCGUUGAUAUACGUGAUUCCCAACAAUCGAGUUCCAAACUGGUCCGGGUCGGUUGUCAGGCUAAUUAAAAGUUGUCACACACUAACCACGCUGGCAGUAACCUACAGAGAGUACAAUCCAAUUUUCAGUACAUCUCUCUCUCUGUCUGUGUCUCAGUCUAUGGUGAGGAGGGCUCAUAUAGUUUGCCGGGUGUUGUGAAGGAUUAAACAUUUGUUGUUUGGAGUUCGGGGAGUCGGUUGUCACACGAAACAGGACGUGAAAGUUCCGGAGUGUGCGGUGUGAAUCGGUUGCACGGUUAGGUGAAUUAAAUCACAAGGCAAGGAUAACAAUAUUUGAGCGUGGCAUCGCGCGCGUCACUCAGUGCAUAGAAUGAGAAGUUUGUGGCCGUUAAUUAUAUUAUUUGCGUAUGGCGUUGCGAUGAUUGACGCAGGUCGUGGCAGAGGCGGCGGCGGCGGCGGUCCUCGGCCAAGUGUUGCGAUGUCGUACAACGCAAGCUGCAUCAACCCGAACGACGAGGCCGGCCACUGUGUCCUGGUGCAGGAGUGCAAGCUCGUCCUGUCGGUGCUGCGAAAGGAAACUCUUACCAACGACGAUGUGGCAUUCCUGUACAGCAGUGAAUGUGGCAAGCUGGAGGGCAAAAGUCUAGUCUGCUGUCCGAGCUAUUCCAUUGCCGGCAAUCGCAGCCACAGCCAGCUCGACCCCGUUAACCGAGUGGAUGAGGCGGGUCAGGGCCAGGGUCACGAGGUCACCGAGCAGGAAUCUAAACCAGUGCAGGACCAGUGGAGUUUGCUGCCACAGCCUGGGGACUGUGGAAUUCAACCGAGUUAUCAACUAUUUGGAGAGAACUUCACCAAACUGGACGAGCAGCCGUGGACGGCGCUGGUUCACUACGGCAAUAAACCGUACGAGUUCAGUUUCGAGUGUGGAGGUGCCCUCAUCAGCUCACGUUACGUGCUCACCGCAGCCCAUUGCGUUACCAACAGAACCAUAUGGAACAAACUGACGGUGCGCCUCGGCGAGUGGGACACUGAAUCGACGGUGGAUUGCAUCUCCAUCGGAGACUUUAGCGAGUUCUACUGCGCCGAUCCGGCCAUAGACGUGGCCGUCGAAAGCGUGCAUGUCCACGAGCAGUACGCCCGCCAUCAUCGUCCGCAGCUGAACGACAUUGCACUGCUUCGGUUGGUGGAACCCGUCGCCACGAGUUCGUGGGUUCGUCCGGUGUGCCUGCCGGAACGGGCCGUGGUGGCCAAGGGCGACGACCAGGUGUUAACGCUGGCCGGAUGGGGGAACAAUGGGUGUGGUAACACUAGCCGUUACAAGGUUCGAUCCAAGUUAAACGCGCUUAGCCAGGAGCAGUGCAAGGGCAAUCUUCCGGCAGGCUUUCGGAGGGCCAACGAGUACCUCUGUACGGUUCCGGUCAACGAGGGUGACAAAUGCCACGCGGAUUCCGGUGGAGCCGUGACCAGUACACGGCAAGUUGCGGGCGUUGGAGUAGUACACGAGCUGGCUGGAAUCCUGAACCAUAUGAAGGAGUGCCAAGCCAGCAAGCCAAUUGGCAUUUUCACCAACGUGGGACAGCACACCGAGUGGAUUGUGAGCAAAUUGGAACAAUACUUCCUAAUAGCAGUGCCACGGUCAGUAUUAGCAGGGCAUUGGCAAAGAGGAAACCGAUCUGCUCGAUCGUGUCCAGGAAUGGCAAACGUCGUUUUGGUUCUGGUUGCAGCCGCCCUAACCGGCUUCUUGCAGGGUUCCAGUACCGUACUGGCACAGUAUUGGUCCAGCUGCAAGACGCCUGUCAAUGAAGUCGGAUCGUGCGUCCUGGUAGCGGAAUGCAACUUUAUUCGUCAGGUGCUUCAGAAACCUAUUCUGGGCCAGAAUGAUAUCCGAUUCAUCGAGGCUAGCCGAUGUGGUAUCAAGGACAAGAAGGCUUUGGUGUGCUGUACCAAGCCUUCGGGAUCUCCGCCAGCGGGCUCGUCUCCUCCGGUUGCUCAACCGGUUACAUCUCGGAUCGACCAAGCCCCCUCAAACGUGGACAAACGCAGUUUAUUGCCCAAAUCUCCCGUAUGUGGUGUUCAGUACAGUGACCGGAUUGUGGGUGGAGAGCGGACCAAAAUUGACGAAUAUCCCUGGACGGCACGUGUUCAGCACUUUGAUAAUCGCUAUGGGGAGACUAAAUUCCACUGUGGAGGAUCGCUGAUCAACGAGCUUUAUGUGCUGACCGCGGCCCAUUGCGUCUCGGGGAUUCCCCGCCACUGGACUGUUAACGCCGUUCGCCUGGGCGAGUGGAACACCGCCACCGAUCCGGACUGUGGCGAGGAUCCGGACGACUGCUACGACCGAGUGCAGGAUAUCGACGUGGCAAAGAUCGUCCAGCACGAGAACUUCAUCAACACUAAAACCGAGGUGCAUAAUGAUAUUGCGCUGUUGCGUUUGGCCCGGAAGGUCGUCUACUCGGAUACGGUGGUUCCGAUCUGCUUGCCGUUGGAUGGCAGCUUUGCCAGCAGGCCGUACGAUUCGCUGAAAAUGUUCGUGGCCGGCUGGGGACAGACGGAAGAUGCUAGCGGAAGCCAGUUCAAGCUGUACGUCGCGCUAAAGGGCGUCCCGGUGGAGCGUUGUCGGGCCGAAUUCCCAACGGCACGCAUCGACGACCGGCAGAUCUGUGCCGGUGGUGAGGCCGGCAAGGAUUCCUGCAAGGGAGACUCGGGCGGACCGUUGAUGGAUCUGGUCCUGUCCCAGGGGCAGGCCGUUUACUAUCUGGCCGGGGUGGUCAGCUUUGGCAAGCAGUGUGGAUUGGCGGGCGUCCCGGGGGUGUACACAAAGGUGAACCGGUUUGGCGACUGGAUUCUGAACCAUUUGGAGCCGUGAGAUUGAGAUUUGAACUGAGAGCGACGAAUAAAGGGGAACCUUUUUAUUUUAUUUCAAAAUGUCUGUGUA